Messenger RNA from Drosophila persimilis, 2171 nucleotides. It is a transcript of the gene Rab23, whose product is annotated as ras-related protein Rab-23. NCBI's taxonomy places the organism in Eukaryota, Metazoa, Arthropoda, Insecta, Diptera, Drosophilidae. Bases 323 to 1129 code for a protein of 268 amino acids. The transcript has 3 exons. Gene Ontology annotation, molecular function: GTPase activity; GTP binding. The record is from RefSeq and is a predicted model, not a curated record.
CCCUGGUCGUUUAAGCCAUCGCCUUACCGUGGCACGUCUUGGCUCAAAGCCUCUUGUAAGUUCGAAUUUGGUGAAAUCAAUGCGUAGAAAGUGAAUCCGAGGUUGGCGCUGACGUUACGCAAAGCCGUGGAAAAGUGAAAAGCCGUGGAAAACCUGGCCGCUCUAAAAGUGCACCAGCACCUGCCCAUUUGGAUAUUCGGCGACUGAUUGCCGUUGCGUGCGCCGCCUGCUAGCCAGCUCCUAGGCUCUAAUUGUCGGCUGUCAAACCGGAGCAACACCUGGCCGAUCGUCGGCCCCCCUGCCGGCACAAAGCGGCCGCCGCAUGCGUCUCAUCCAAACGGCCACCGGCGGUGCUGCUGCGACUGUUCUGCAGUCCCACUCCCAGUCGCAGUACAACUACACCAACAUGCGCGAAGAUGAUAUCGAGCUGGCCAUCAAAGUGGUAAUUGUUGGAAACGGCGGCGUUGGCAAGUCCUCGAUGAUCCAGCGCUACUGCAAGGGCAUAUUCACCAAGGACUACAAGAAGACAAUCGGAGUGGACUUCCUGGAGAGGCAGAUCGAGAUUGAUGGGGAAGAUGUGCGCAUAAUGCUGUGGGACACAGCCGGGCAGGAGGAAUUCGACUGCAUAACGAAGGCUUAUUACCGGGGGGCACAGGCUUCAGUGCUCGUGUUCUCCACGACUGAUCGGGCCUCGUUCGAAGCUAUCAAGGACUGGAAGCGCAAGGUGGAGAACGAGUGCAACGAGAUACCCACGGUGAUUGUGCAGAACAAGAUUGAUCUGAUCGAGCAGGCCGUAGUCACUGCCGACGAGGUGGAGACACUGGCGAAGGUGCUCAACUGCCGUCUGAUACGCACGUCCGUAAAGGAGGAUAUCAAUGUGGCCUCCGUGUUCCGCUACCUAGCUACCAAGUGCCAUCAGCUGAUGACUCAGAGCUACGACCAGACCGGCAGCCAGCAGCACUCGUCCAACCAUCCGCCCUACAACAGCACGCCCACAAUCAGCGCCUUCAGCCCGACCUUCACCAAGUCCAGCAGCGGCACCAUUGUGCUCCGCCCGGCCAAAAAGGGCAGCGGGUCCAGUGCGGCGCGAAAGCGCAAAAUAGUUCUCAAGAAGUGCGGCAUCUUGUAAUGGAAGGGGAUCAACGCCAGCCAGGGGGGUUGUGCCAGCUAGGCAGGCAGAGGCAGUCAAGCAGGGAGUAUAGAUGGAUGGAUGGACGAGAUGUUGGCAAUUAAUAACUGGAGCAUAUUUAACGCUUAAUUAUUUAUGAGCCUAAUGAAGUUGUGGCCAGGUGGCGGUGGCCAGCCAACCGUUAUAUGCACAGCCACAGCCAAUCACUAGUCGUGCACAGACUCCGCGUGAUGUGGCCCAGACAUGCGAGAAAGCAGCGAUAAUCGGAACCAGUAAAGUGCAUCUUCGGGACACACCUCGAAGUGAAGAUACCCUUGCAGAUUUACAUACAUACUAAGGCACUAAGAAGUAAUAUUUAAUUAAAUUUGCAAGUUACAAAAUACAUUCAAAACCAUGUAGAGUGCUUUGUGGUAUCUAGACCAAUAUCUAGAAUAUUCGAAUCUACCCGCGAUCUGCAACGGUAUUCGAGCUCUCAAAACCAUAACAACCAACAUGCAUUAUCAUAUGCAGCUACUCGAAAACUACCCUAAUUAGCUAUAGAUAUCAAAUAUCAAAUCAGACGGGAUGUAUUGUAUUAUGCCCCCCUUCUAUAACGGAGACUGAUGUAGCAAUGCUCCUCAUAUCGGAUAUGUACAUAUACUUUUAUAUGGGUUCUCGUACCGGCCUAACCAAUUAUUAAAAUUAAAAGGCUAUUCACCACGCUAGCCCAGCCCAGAUGUUCAUGUGAGAUAGAUCCCUCCGCCAAUUAGCUUUGGAGAAUGUGCAAUUAAUAAUUCAGCUUAUAUAAUUAUUCGCGAAUUGCGAGUCAUGACAAAGCGUAAUUCAGCUCGUCUUUAUAGGGAACCAGUGUCCAGUGGUCCACGUUCUAUGCAAAAAUCCCCCAGUCCACAAGUGGGCUACAACAAUAUAUCAAACUAUAUCCCUAUCCUAAGCCUAUUCUCAUAUUGUAUCUAUAUGUUUAAUUUUGUAUUUAAAAUAUACCUACAAUUAAUAAAUUAUUUUUGUAUAAAUGGACCCAAAUAAUAAAUUCAAAUCGAGAACA